Messenger RNA from Cydia fagiglandana, 1142 nucleotides. RefSeq lists its product as uncharacterized. The record is from RefSeq and is a predicted model, not a curated record. Lineage: Eukaryota; Metazoa; Arthropoda; Insecta; Lepidoptera; Tortricidae. The transcript has 7 exons. Bases 90 to 1034 code for a protein of 314 amino acids.
GUAAUGCGUUAAAAAAUGUUUGUGUGUGUGUUGUACCUAAUGAUAAACAGUAGAAACGACGACUGUUUUAUCAAACUAGGUACUUUUAUAUGGUUUACGCACAUAAAAUAAAAUUUCAUAGAUUCGUGUUAUCUCAAGAAAGAUUACAAUAUGAUGUGACUACCGCUAAUCAGGUCGUUUUAAUAAAUUCGGACGACGACGAGUUGAAUCAAGCUUUACUUCUAAUAGACAUGCUGAAAACAGAUGACCUCAAGCUAUUACGCCAAAAGUCUGAAGUAGCCGAGAAUGUUACCGCGAUGGUCGAACAAUCCACUGGCGCAGCAACGCCAGCAACUACUUUCCUGGAAAAUCGAAUGUCUGAAUCGACGCUAAAUCCAACCAUUGUCACUAUUUCUACAACUACAACCAAAGUACCUCACGACGAGAAAAGAGAUUCCACCACACCCAAUAAAGGCGCCGCGGCAUGGCAGUCGUGGCACCCCCCGAUGGGUCACGCCGCGCCCAUGUUUCCGGCGCGGUGGGCAGACCUCGGCACCACGAGGACUUACAGCUACACGAUGCCAUUGUACGAUGCACCUAAUCCACCAAGACAGCCGCGUCCACUGCGUCUACCACUAAGGCCUUGGAGACGUUUCUUUCCUGAUUCUUUUUUUUACGAUGUUCAUCCUCGUCGAUUUCCUAAAUAUCUCCCUUUUAGACGUCCGGACCGUCCGUCAACACUAGCAACAACUAGAGCUAAUAUUGUUCAAAAGACGGUAACAACAGAGAUACCUACAAAAAGUACUAAGAAUAUUAAACACACAUCUAGUAAAACCACUUCGAAAUCUCUACGCACCUCUAAUGGGCGUACAUUUCGGCAACGAACUUCUAAAAAGGCUACAUUUCAUAAAAAGGCUUCAACGUACAUAGAAAAUACCGAUCCAGUAGAAGCAGAGGUAGCUUCAGAACUUUUAAAAGAAUUCAAACUGAUAAAUAUUACUCCAAAAAACAAAAUAAGAAAAAUAGUGACUGUAGGCAGCACAAGCACAGAAUAAUUUUCCCUACAGGUUGCAGGGGAAGUGUUAUUAAAUGUACAUAUAACUCGGCACAUUCCAUCCUCAAAGUCAUACCAGCUUACCUACGUAGAUACUUAAAUUAUUGAU